UUUGCAUUCCGAAGAUGAGGAUCCUACUAUAAAAGCGUUUGAUUUUUAAAAUCACAGCAUCACUUAUCGGUUUCUAUUGGUUUAGUGAACUAGACAAAGUCAACAUGAAAAUAAUCAUAUUGGGAGUUCUAGCUUUGGCAACAGUAGCUGUAGCUGCUCCACCAUCUGGAGCUGACGCUAGCGCCACUAUCGUCAGAUUAGAGAGCGACAAUAUUGGCGUUGAUGGGUUUCGUUACAGUUACGAAACCAGCAAUGGAAUAGCAGCAGAUGAGCAAGGAACCCUAAUCGCCGGUACUGGAAAGGACGAUCAGGGUGGAAUAGCCACCAAGGGGUCAUUUAAAUACGUCGGUCCAGAUGGGGUGACUUACACUAUUACAUUUAUAGCUGACGCCAACGGAUUCCAACCUCAGGGUGCGCAUUUACCAGUGGGGCCCAAAUAAAGGUUUUUGUGUUGAUGUCAAAUGUUUUGUACAUAGUUUUGUAAGAGCAGUGCUACAAUAAAAUGGAUAUUUAAUGAU
This is a messenger RNA of Anthonomus grandis grandis, 518 nucleotides long. RefSeq names its product cuticle protein CP14.6-like. Gene Ontology annotation, cellular component: chitin-based extracellular matrix. The record is from RefSeq and is a predicted model, not a curated record. Gene Ontology annotation, molecular function: structural constituent of chitin-based larval cuticle. The coding region runs from base 105 to 440 and encodes 111 amino acids. NCBI's taxonomy places the organism in Eukaryota, Metazoa, Arthropoda, Insecta, Coleoptera, Curculionidae. The transcript is spliced from 3 exons.